Molecule: messenger RNA, 1025 nt
Organism: Adelges cooleyi (spruce gall adelgid)
Lineage: Eukaryota; Metazoa; Arthropoda; Insecta; Hemiptera; Adelgidae
Gene: Lsm11
Product: U7 snRNA-associated Sm-like protein LSm11
Exons: 5
Coding region: 185-880 (231 amino acids)
Biological process (GO): mRNA 3'-end processing by stem-loop binding and cleavage
Cellular component (GO): U7 snRNP
Molecular function (GO): U7 snRNA binding
Source: RefSeq, a predicted model, not a curated record
GCAUUUCAAUAACAACGACGUUUCGUGAUAACAAAAAAAGAAAAAUGUGUGUUGCUGUUAGUUUCUAAAAUAUGAAUUCGGCGAAAAGUCUUCUAACUGUUAUUUGUCUUUCUGCAGUUUAACAGUAACGAGUAAAUGCCGAAACCCACGUUGCGGUGUAACUACAAACGCAAAUCUGUAGACAAUGUCGUCGAGUAACGACGAUGAUGAGUUGGACAUGUUGUCUCCGGCUUUCAAUCCGAUCAAAGCGUUAUACGCCAGCAACGUGAAGACACCAAGUGCAUCGGCUCAAGCGUUGGACAACUUAUCUAAGUUCGAAUUGACGCCUUCGGGAGAAGUUGAAAUCAAGCCACAGAGAUCUAGAAGACAAAAUGAAUACGACGUGGACGAACCCAUUGAACGAGAUCUUAGUAACAUUGCUGGAAGUUCGCAACUCUCUCUGGUCCAACGAAAAAUGAAACCUCGACGCAACAUACUGGUACGCAUGUCGGAAAUUAACAAGUCUCAAGGACCGCUGGCUCGCAUUGCAAACUUCUGCUACCGAAAGCAAAGAGCCAAGGUGUAUACCCGAUCGGCAGCAUCUAUCCGAGGGUACUGCGAAGGGUUCAUAAUUGCUUUCGAUAAACAUUGGAAUCUAGUCAUGGAAGACGUAGUGGAAGUAUGGACGAGGAAAAAUAAAUACAAAUCAAUGGCGAUUGGCGACAUGGUGGAGUUGGAAGACCAGCCACCGACUCACACGGUCGUCAGACGGAUCAAAGGGCGACAGGUGUGCCGGAGAAAUGUGCCCAAACUCAUGAUAAGAGGGGAGCAAAUCGUUUUGGUCACCAAAUGCAAUCGUUACGGUUUGAACGACAAGCUGUGCCUGACCGAUAACGCGUAGUCUGCGGUGGUCGCAUACGACGUCGGGUUAUAAACUUGCAACAACAUUAUGAUAAUACAUAUAAGUAAUAAUGCAUAUUGUGUUAUCGUGAAAUGUAAAUCAAAAUUCAGUAUAAUAUAUAUUAUUAUAUUUAAAUAUUCUAAAA